Molecule: messenger RNA, 1581 nt
Organism: Thyridium curvatum
Lineage: Eukaryota; Fungi; Ascomycota; Sordariomycetes; Thyridiales; Thyridiaceae
Exons: 2
Coding region: 1-1581 (526 amino acids)
Source: RefSeq, a predicted model, not a curated record
AUGGACUAUCACGCAGACCAGGUCCCCAUCGUCCAGCAGGCCAACCGCGUGUGGUGCGUCUACCCCAUCAGCGGCUGCUACACCUCGCUCCAGCGGCACCUCUUCUGGGUCGUCUGCGCCUUCGUCCUCUUCGGCCACGCCCACGAGUGGCUCACCCGGGCCGCCAUCGGCUUCGCAGCCAGCUACUCGGCGGCCGCGGCCGCGCACCAGGUGCUGCUCGCCUUCCAGGCCGGCCCGCAGCACGACGCCGACAUCUUCGCGACGGACCAGGUCACGCAGACGUCGAUGCUCAUGCUCGUCGCCGUGGCGCUCUUCUGCCCGGGCCUCGUGCGGCGCACGCCGCUGGUCAUGGUCAUGGGCUGGGUCGGGCUCGUGUUCGCGGCGCACCUGGCCGGGGCGCUCGUCUCGGCCCGGCUCUGGGACGGCGUGUCGCGGUCGCUCGUGCUGUCCGCCUGCCGCGGGGACGGGCCGUGCGACGACCCGUGCGGCCGGAUGCAGGCCAGCACGUUCUUCCGCGGCUACGGCGGCGACGCGAUGGUCCCGCUGCGGUGGGACACGGUCAACGUCACGUACGCGGCGCCGUCGCUGCCGCCGGCGCCAUCGCUGGACGACACUGUCGUGGUUAUGCCUGAGAAGGGCCCAGGGUGGGAGGUCGUGAGAUUCAUGGUCAAGCAGGCGCUCAAGGUCGCGCUGCCCAUGGCCGUGGCCAAGGUCAACGCCGUGCACUCCCCGCAGGAGGUGAGGGACAAAGUAUUCCUACGGUCUCUGUCACGCAGACAGCUGAGGCCGCAUCUCCUCCGGGCCGGGUGGAAGGCGUGGACGCUGUGGACGUUUGUCUGGGCGCGGCAGGCCUGCUGGCUCCUGUGCACGCUCGUGCCUGCGUUUGCCAUGAUCGACCUGCCCUUUCGAGUGGUCUGCUUCUUCCUAUUCCACGCCUUCGGGUUCCGCAUCCCCGAAGUCGACGACGUGACCUACCUCGAGCCCUGCAUCACUUGGCCGCGCUACCAAGCUGGUAGGCUACCUCACCUGGUUCCCCGUGCUCCUGCCGCAGAUCAUACAGGCGGAGACCUUCCUGCGGACGCUGCCCGAGUCCGAGUCCGUCCGCGCGGUCGGGCAGUGGUCGCCCUGGCUGGCCGUCACGCUGGCGCUGGUGGCCGCCAUCCUGGAGCGCAUGACCGAGGCGCGGUCGCGUCCGCCGCCGCCGCCGGACGGAGGAGGAGGCGACGGGCAGGCCCGCACGGACUGGCUGGACGCGGCCUACGUCCGGCGCGCGUGCGAGGACGCGGCCUCGCGGGCGGGGCGCGAGCUCGCGGAGGCGAAGGGGUGGUGGCGCCGGCCCGAGGACGCGCUGGAGGCGUGGAUGCGGGCGAGCCUCGCGCACGACGUGUCGGAGGAGAUGUUGCCGCGGACGAUGCUCUCGGCGCUGGGGCAGGUCGGCGAGCUCAAGAGGGGCCGGGCGGCGAUCCUGCCGCUGACGAGGGUCCGGGGCCGGCGGAGCUGGGCCGUCGUGGUGCGGGGGCUGCACAGCGCGGUGCGGAGGGCGGAGAGCUGGGGGAGGACGACGGAUGCAGGGGGUGGUGA